Molecule: messenger RNA, 4483 nt
Organism: Dreissena polymorpha
Lineage: Eukaryota; Metazoa; Mollusca; Bivalvia; Myida; Dreissenidae
Exons: 25
Coding region: 183-4037 (1284 amino acids)
Molecular function (GO): oxidoreductase activity; phosphopantetheine binding
Source: RefSeq, a predicted model, not a curated record
GUGAACAGUCGCUCGGUGACGAAAUUACCAACGAUUAGAUACAAGUGUCAUCGACCUGCAUCCCAAAGUUCGGCCAUUUACUUACAUCGUUCGAUUUUAUUAGUGAUGGCGUGUUAAUAUAAGUAAGGAAUUUACCUCCAUAAAAUUGACGUCAAGGAACCAUUAUUACAUAAGCAUUCACGAUGGAGACCUAUGAAGCCAAUGGCCUCCUGCACGAGAUGUUCGGUCGCCAGGCGCGCCUCACUCCAGAUGCGAUAGCGGUCGUGGAAGCAUCGGGGAGGACCCUCAACUUCCGGGAGCUGGACCGCCAGAGCGAAGCCCUGGCGACGCAUUUGAAAAACGUCGGCGUUCGCCCUGACACAUGCGUUGGGAUAUAUAUGGACAAAUGCAUCGAGUACGUCGUGGCGUACCUUGGCAUCCUGCGGGCCGGCGGAGCGUACAUGCCACUGGAUAUUUCUUACCCCGAGGCGCUUCUGCAGGACAUCCUUCAAGACGCGGAGCCCGUCGCUAUACUCACGGAGGAAACCCUUCAGAAAAAUGUCGCAGGGUAUAAGAACGUGCUGAUGAUGUCUCCGAGCUGGGAGAAGCACAUUGACGUGUCCCCACCCCCGGGCGACAUCCCUUUCCCAACCAUGGACAGUCUGGCCUAUGUCGUCUACUCAUCAGGAACGACAGGAAAACCCAAGGGGAUCAAGUGCCCACACCGAGGGGCGGUGUUCUCCUACACGGCACGUCACGAGGACUAUCCCUAUGGCGACAACGAGAGGGAGGCGUGUAACGUCUUCUUCGUUUGGGAGCUUCUGAGGCCACUCGCUAAAGGUGUACCCAUGUACAUUAUCCCGAGCGACGUGAUUUACGACCCCACGCGCCUGUGUGACUACAUCCGGUCUAACGAAAUCACCCGGAUGCUGUUCACGCCAUCUCUCCUUGAGGCGGUGCUCAACACGCCGGAUAUUGACCUCCAAACAGGACUGAACUCAAUGAGGACUAUAGUGUUUUGUGGUGAGGUGGUCACUACUUCCCUGAUGGGCAGAUGUCUCGAGACGUUACCAUGGAUACGAUUCCUCAACCUGUACAGCGUCUCCGAGUGUCAUGACGUCUGCUGCGAGGAUCUAAACGCGUACUUCGCUUACAACAAGGACGCUCUUGCGACCCGGAAGUUCUGUCCAGUUGGGCGGAUUAUCCCCGGGGUGCAGGUGGUCAUCCUGGACAACGAUUUUCGGCCCCAGGGGGUCGGUAGCUCUGGGGAGAUUUAUGUUGGCGGCCCAACGCUAGCACAUGGUUACAUAAAUAGACCGGAAAUACAAUCAACGCGCUUUAUCCGGCGCCCGGACAGCGUACCGGAAGUGUGCGGCCCCACGCUGUACCGCAGCGGCGACUGGGGUUACAUGCUGUCCGACGGAAGUCUGGAGAUAUGCGGCCGCUGCGACACCAUGGUCAAGAUACGGGGAUAUUCUAUUGAGAUUCAGGCGGUGGAGGCGGCGCUCAUGGAAUUGUCGAUGGUUCACGCAUGCGUAGUGCUGGUAAAAGGAGCGGAAGGAGAAGACAAGUUCCUUGUGUCCUACAUCGUACCGUCUCAUGAAACUAACCGGAAGUCGGUCCGGGACGCUCUUAAAAAGCGCCUUCCAUUCUACAUGAUUCCAGCUUACAUAGUCUUUCUUUCGAAAAUACCUGUGGUGCCCGCAAGCGGCAAACUCGACAAAGCUGCACUGCCACCUUUCGACGUCAGGAAUGAGAAUGACGUCAUCAAUGAGGGUCGAGCCACAACGCCGACGGAGAUAACUAUGGCUACUGUGUGGGGCGACGUUCUGAAAAUUAAGGAUGUCGACAUUCACGAAAGUUUUUUUGAUCUCGGAGGGCACUCACUCCUCGCUGCAGAGCUCACAAACAAGCUGAGUUCGCAGUUCGAGCUCAAGCUCAGCGUUCAUGACCUGUUUGCCUAUCCCACCUUAGCUCUACUCGGUAAGCUUGUGGACGCCAGGAUGAGCGGCAGAGACUCUAAUGAAGUUUCGGAACUUCCGGUGUUCAAGGUCGACCUGCUGGCGGAAGUUAACAAACACGACUAUAUGGUGGUGAACAUCGACAUGCAGUUGCGGGCCUUUUGGCGGAUAUUCGCCUUCUACAACGAACGGCGGUUUGAGAAGGGGCGUGUGCUUCUGACAGGAAGUACGGGAUUCCUGGGAGCCUUCCUGCUCAAGGAGCUGCUGCGGAAAACCAAGAUGUUCGUGUUCUGCUUGUGUCGGGAGCUGCCCGACGCCGACCCCGCCACGCGCCUCCGUCGGUCCCUGGAGAACGUCGGUAUCCUAGCAACCGAGGGACAGACUGGAACGCCGGAUCAACUAAACAUGGAACAGCUGUACAAGAAGCGAGUGAAGGCAAUGAAAGGUGAUGUAGCCCUGAUAAACCUCGGUCUUCCGGACGAGGAUUACGCCUACCUGUGCUCGGAUAUCGACCUCGUCAUCCACGCAGCCGCAAGCGUCAACUUGGUCUACCCCUAUAAUGCACUGGAAGGUCCAAAUGUAAACGGCACGGCCAACGUAAUUAAGUUCGCGUGCUCAGGCAAAGUGAAGCCGAUACACUACAUUAGCACUGACGCCGUAUUCCCGGGCGGCCUGACCGGAUGUAGCGAGGGAGACGACGCUCUAGGGCAUGCGGACGAACUGACGGACGGUUACUCGCAGAGCAAGUGGGUGGCAGAGCAGCUCAUCCGACGGGCGGCACAACGGGGCAUACCCGCCACGAUAUACAGACUCGGUAACAUGUCCGGUGACCGCGAGGCUGCCUUCUGGAACCCCCAGGAUUUCACACUGCUCAUGCUGCAGGCUUGUGUCAAGGUCAGCGCCUCACCGGAUGUGGUGUGGGGCAUGGAAAUGACCCCCGUGGACUUUGCCGCUCAGUUCAUAGUCAGCAUGACGAAGAACGCCUCCCUGUGUAUAGGGAAAACCUUCCAUAUCGUCAACGAUAAACCCAUCCAGUCAAAACUGGUUUUUGAGUGGAUGCGAGCCCAUGGCUUUGCCUUGCAGUUUGUCAAGUUCGACGCAUGGAAGGAGAUGGUCCUUCAGGCGCUUGGGCCGGAUACAGUGGACAGCAGUGUGCGACGGAUGGUAGAAUCUUAUGCCAAGGAUGCGGCGUUCUUUGGCAAUCUGAGCACAUAUCGGGCAGACAACUUCCACAGCUCGCUGGAUAAGCUUGGACUGGAGUACCCGUACACAGACGGUCCGCUGCUCGGCAUCUACUUCCGAUACCUCGCGGAGAGAGGCGUCCUGCAGAGGCGACCUGCGAAGUUUGGAAUCGGUAAUGCUCUGGCGGAAAAGGUUGCCAUAGUUACAGGUGCCUCAAGCGGUAUUGGCAGGGCGAUAGCGGUGGCGCUUGCUGGGGCUGGUGCUAAGGUUGCCUUGGCAGCGCGGCAUGUUGAGAGGCUACAGGAUGUUGAGAGGGAGAUCGUGCGCAACAAUGGUGUGGCUAUCUCCGUGAAAACUGAUGUCACAAACCGGGAGGAGGUAAAGGAGCUGGUACGUCACACAGAGCUCACCCUGGGACCCGCGGACAUUCUGGUGAACAAUGCCGGUGUCAUGUACUACACGCUGAUGAAGAACCUGCACGAGCACGAGUGGGACGCACAGAUAGAUGUCAACAUCAAGGGUUUUACCAACUGUAUAGGCGCUGUGCUGGGUGGGAUGGUAUCAAGGGGUAAAGGUCACAUCAUCAACAUGUCAUCGGAUGCUGGCAGACGGGGAUUUGCAGGCCUAGGGGUCUACUCGGGUACCAAGUUCUAUGUGGAGGGAUUGUCACAGGCCAUGAGACUGGAACUGGCUGGGACGGGAAUCAGGGUAACCUGCAUUCAGCCAGGAGACGUGAAGACGGACCUUAUCACACACUCCACGGACUUGGAGGCCAAGGCCCAGUUUGACGGCAGUGGUAGGUGCAGGGUGCUGGACCCCCAGGACAUUGCCAAUGCUGUUGUGUACGCCGCCUCCCAGCCCAGUCAUGUGGGGCUUAAUGAAAUAUUGAUAGAGCCACGGGAGGCGCCAAUAUGAGCCCGUGGCUGGGAUAAGCAUGACUUUAUUCAUUAUAAUAAUUAGCAUUCAUCACUCAGUAUCUUAAAAUCGGCAUACAGACACAUUUUUGCCUGGACAACAAUGUUUCCAGCAUGUUGCCGUUUUUCAACAUAAUUAUACUUCUGGUGAUAGUUGCCAUGUGUAAUAACGUUGAAGCAGAUUUGUUUAGAUGCUUUUUAUUACGAAGUGCAUGGCGUAAGUGGCUGUAAGUUUAAUAUAACUUGUAGCAAUUGAUUGUAUGAAUGUCUAUGGCACAUUUUGCUGUAGGUGCAACAUUUGUUGACCGUUGUUUAUAUUUGCUCAAAUUCAAUUUAUUAUUAUUGUGUUAUCAUUUUGAUAAAUCCCCAUCCAAAAAAUAAGGAAAAAGAGAGCUUAUACAUGUAAUUGUAUAAUAAAAUAUGUUGGAAUAAAAGCUGCAUAUAUUU